ACACGUCUCAGGCAUGCGGAAGACAGCCAAAGCUCGCAGCCGUAUAUCUCGGGGUCCUUCAGAGUCAGACUGCUGCUUUCUCUGGACAGCAUCUUCGUCAAUGGCGGAUUACGAUAACUACGAUGACCGGGAUCGGGCUUACGGGAGCUUCGGCGGGGGAAGAGGACCCCGAGGCGGCGGCGGCGGAGGCCCAGGUGGACCCCGAAAGCAGAAGGACCUUCCCACAGAGCCGCCCUACACGGCGUACGUCGGCAACCUGCCCUUCAACACAGUGCAAGGAGACAUAGACGCCAUCUUCAAAGACCUGAGCAUCAGGAGCGUUCGACUAGUGCGAGACAAAGAGACAGACAAGUUCAAAGGUUUCUGUUAUGUAGAGUUUGAUGACCUGGAAUCUCUCAAAGAGGCGUUGACGUAUGAUGGCGCUCUGCUAGGGGACCGGUCUUUGAGGGUGGACAUCGCAGAGGGCCGAAAGCAGGAACGUGGCGCCGGAGGCUUCGGCUUCCGGAAAGACGACAGAGGCCGUGGUGGCUCACGUGGGGCCCGAGGAGGGGGACGUGACUCCAGAGACGACUUCGACCAGUCUGGAGGAGGAUUUAGAGAUGAAGACUUCAUGGGUGGGAGGAGUCGAGGAGGCGGUCGCCCUGGUGACAGAAGGGGGGCGGGAGGAGGAGGAGGAGGACCAGGCAUGGGACGCUUCAGAGAUGGACCUCCUCGAGGAGGCCCGACAGACUUCAGAGAACCCUCCGACGAGGAAAGAGCGCAGAGACCGAGGCUACAGCUGAAGCCGCGUACAGUGGCAGCUCCCCUCAACCAAGUGGCCAACCCCAACUCGGCCAUCUUUGGGGGCGCCAAACCCAGGGAGGAGAAUUAGUAUCUGUGUCAGUGUGGCUGCAUUUUUCCGGAAGGCUAAACUGGAUCCUACUGGCUUUGAUCACCAUAAAAUCUUUCAAAGACUUCAGUGAAAUGCAGGCAGGGGCACGAGGUGCUGCUCUCCUCUCGAAUCUGAACGAGCCCUCAUCCGAUUGGCUUAAAAAAGCAAGUGGAGGUGGGGUCUCUGGGAAGGGGGAGGGGCACAGUCUUAACUCCGCCUCUGCCUGUCCUCUCUGGCUCCUCCCACACGCCUCAAAGAACCCAAACUUGGAGGACGGCAUCUCCAGGUUGAAUGCGUUUAAGGACUUCAGCAUCUCUUUCCCUUCCCAAAGUAUCUUUUGUGGGUUUUUUUUUUUUUUUUUUUGAAUUCGAAUGUCCUUUUUAUAUUUUGCUCUUUAAAUUUCUUUUCUGUAUUUGAGGAUUAAAACGUUGAGCAUGAUUCUUAAUUAUUAAACGAUUUCAAAGUGAAAAAGUACUUUUUUGAAUUCUUGCCUCGUCUUCACGAAAGAUUUUCCCACCCUGACCAAAUCCUGGCUCAUCCAGAGCUUUCGGGAACAAUGUGCCACAUGUUUCGUUCAUUUAGAAGAGCAUGCGUGAUAGGUUUGGUUGGUGACACAAGGGUCUACAGUCUACAGACACAUCCACAGCUUGACGGCAAUGUGUUUCUUUUCCACACUCAAAAAAAAAACAAUAGUGAAACUAUGAUCCAUAACCGCAUCAGUACUGCCUUUCCACAUGAAGCUUCUUGAACAAAAUGAACUGCUUGCACAUUUCCACACACACACCAGGCGCUAUAGUUUCAUCCAGUGUAGAUCCUCAUCGAAAUACAUGUCACAAACCUUCUCUUCGCAUUCUACUGAAUUUGUUUUCCUACUGUAUAAUAGAGGUCCGCUGUUUUUCUUUUCAUUUUCCUACACUGUUUAUGGCAAUAAAUUGUAUCACCUUGCAGUGUUUGAAAUGAAUGUGUUGAAUUAGGACAACAGGAUGAAUCUAUUCUGUGUCCCGUGAAGCUCUAUGGUGUUUGAAGGACUGAAGACGAAAAAUUCUAGCUAGCAGUUGGUUUCACGCAGGAGUUGUGUCGUAAGCUUCGAGAACACGGUCACAGAUCUUGUCAUUGCAAGACACGCAGUCUUAUCUUUGUUGGGUUAACACAGGAAGUCUUUAUUCUCAACAUGAGAGACACGUGAUGAGUGAUUGUUUUGCAUAUGUAAAGAAUAAAAGAUUUGAUUUGAGGAGA
Messenger RNA from Carassius gibelio (silver crucian carp), 2107 nucleotides. RefSeq names its product eukaryotic translation initiation factor 4H. Bases 14 to 871 code for a protein of 285 amino acids. The record is from RefSeq and is a predicted model, not a curated record. Gene Ontology annotation, molecular function: RNA binding. Lineage: Eukaryota; Metazoa; Chordata; Actinopteri; Cypriniformes; Cyprinidae. The transcript is spliced from 8 exons.